This is a messenger RNA of Dermatophagoides farinae (American house dust mite), 2590 nucleotides long. RefSeq lists its product as uncharacterized. Gene Ontology annotation, biological process: negative regulation of DNA-templated transcription. The record is from RefSeq and is a predicted model, not a curated record. NCBI's taxonomy places the organism in Eukaryota, Metazoa, Arthropoda, Arachnida, Sarcoptiformes, Pyroglyphidae. Gene Ontology annotation, molecular function: histone binding; chromatin binding. Gene Ontology annotation, cellular component: nucleus.
UUUUUCUGUUUAUUAUUUUUGAUUUAUUGAUUGAAUAUUAAGAAAAAAUUUUUUCAAAGAAUAUCCAUAAAAAAUGCCUAUUAAAAAGAAAGGUAGAAAACAAAUAUUACAAUUCGAUGUAAUUAAAAAAGUGACAGCUAUGAAUUUGGAAGAAAAACGUGCGACUAUCGAAAAUAUUCAAGAAGAAUUAAGUAAAAAGAUAACUUUUGCCAAAAUAAUCAAACAACGGCCAACAGUUGUCCGGGAUCUAUUAUCCAUUGCUAUUGCUGAGGGUAAGAUUUAUUCAUUGAAACUAGAAAAUGAUGAUGUGAUUGAGUAUCGUACGCCACGUAUGAUACGUGAUGAACAUCUUCAAUCGAUCAUUAUGUAUGAUGGCCAAAUACCUGGAACAUCUUAUUUUAAUAUUCUACGACAUUGUUUUACAUUUGAAAGAGAUAAUAAUCGUUUACAUCCGAAUCGAAGUGAUGGUUUUACCAUUAUUGAAGCACAUGAACAUAGUAAAAUGGUUAGAAAACAUUAUCUCAACUAUAGUUUGCAAAUAUUCAAGGAUCAAUUAAUACCAGCCGCUAUAAAGAAUGGUCAUAUUGAACGUAUAAAAUCAUCAACGAAUGGUCAGAUAAAAUAUUGUACAACACAUUCUUUUCGUGAUACAUAUGAUUUAUAUCGUCGUAAUCGAAAACAAGCAUUAUCAUCUAUUGGUGAAAAGGAUAAUGAUGAUGAUAGUCAAGAUGCUGAUGGUGAUGAUGUUGAUGAUUCAAUUGAUGAACGUAAUGAAGAUGAAAGUUUCGAUAUAACAUUUAACGAAUCAAAUGAUAAUGUUACAAAUGAUAGUGGUAAUAAAUCGGAAUUAUUUCAUAUUAAAAAAGAACCAAAACAAUCAUCAACAUCAUUGAAGAUGAAAAUAUCAAGAAAUACUAUAAAUAGAUCACCGGAAAUAAAAUCGAAGUCAGUAUCAGAUAUUCAACCACAACGUGUAAGUCAAAGGAAAAAAAUUAAGAAAACACUUGGACCAGAUUUUUUGGAUUCAUUUGCCGAUGUAUCGAUGAACCAUCAGAAACCAUUGUCACGAUUAUCAGCUUCAAAAUUAGCAUCUUUGACACAAGAACAACAACCAUCAUCAUCAACAACAACAAUUGAACAUAAUAAUGAUGGAUCACAACCAUUACAAACUUCAUCACAAUCACAGAAAAAGAAGCGACCAUUGGUAUUUUGUCUUGUUUGUAGUAAAGAAUAUAAAAAACAAACAAAACAAACUCGUAUCAUUUGUUCGGAAUGCAAAGGUGUGGCGCAUGGAAAAUGUUUUCGAUCAUAUAUUAAUACCAAGAAUGGUACCAUCCGCAUGAUUUGUUCUAUUUGUCGCCCGGAAUGCAUUUGUUUUAUGUGUAAUAAACAUGAAAGAGAUCCGGAAAUGUAUGUUCAAUGCGUUACUUGUUCAACUACUUAUCAUGCCCAUUGUUAUCGAGAAAAAGCCCAUUUAUUAUGUAAAAAAUGUAGGGACCAAUUAAUAAAAGUAAACAUAUCACAAACAUUAUCACCAACAACUGAUUCACAAGUAGACAAUGAAUCGGAAACAACUGCAGCAAUCACAAAUGAUUCAUCACCGGCUUUAUCACCAAACAUCAUUGGUGAUGGUCAUUCAGAUUCCAAAUCACAGGCGACAACAGUUCGAACAUCACCAAAAGUAACCAUAGCGUCAAUCAAAUCAAGAUCAUUGGUACAAUCAACAAAAAGUGCACCAGUAAUUAAUGGUAACAAUGGCAAUGGUAGCGGUGGUAAAAGUUUGAUCAGCAAACCUCUAAUUUUAUUGGACAAGACAAAACCAGUGUUGGCUUCGAAAUCAUCGGCCACAGCGAUGACACCGUUGGCAUCAAAUGACACUGUUGCAAAUGGCCAUGUAAUAUCUGCAGCUACUGUUGUUAAGGAUUCAAAAAAAAUCAAAGAGGAACCAAUGGAUAUUGAUCAGAUAACAAUUUCUUCAGUCUCAACAUCUGCCUCAACAUUGGAUAAAAAUUCAUCAUCCAUCAAUAUUGGAUCAAAGAUUUCAUCACCAUCAACAAUUUCGACGAUGACAACCGAAACAAAUAUAAUGACAACAACAACAACUUCAUUGGCUAAAUCAUCGGAUGGAAUAUCAAAUAAACUGACCACAGCUACAACAUCAAGAAAACGUAAACAGAAGGAUAUAUCAUCAUUUGAAAUUUGGAAUAAAAAACCAUCGCAAAGUAUUUGUUAUAAUUUUCAAACAUGGUUGGAUACUGAAUUACGUUACAAUUGUAAACGUUUUGGACCAGAUGUUGAUCUUGGACCAUUAACAUCAUUGCCGAAUAUAAUCACUGAAUGGACAUCCGAAAAUGUUCAUCGUUUUUUGGCAACACUUGGUUUUAACGAUGAAGCUGAUAUGUUUCUUAUGAAAGAUAUUAAUGGUCUUUCAUUAAUGUUACUGACAAGACAUGAUUUCCUAAAUGCAUUAUCAAUCAAAACUGGACCGGCCAUACGUUUAUUGGGCAUUGUUAAUCGUUUGCAUGAAGAACUUUAAAACGAUAAUAGAAAAAUGAAUUGAACUUUUUCAAAAUUUUUGAUGAAUUAUUCC